AUGAAUGGGAGUUUUACUCUUGUCAAGUUUCGGGAUGAAGCUACUAGGGACAUGGUGUUGGAAGCUGGUGUGGUACACUUUGACAGAAAACCUGUUUUGUUGAGGCCUUGGUCGAUCGAAUUGAAUAAACUGAGGAAGGUGAAAUCAGUUCUAGUCUGGGUUCGUCUACCAGAUUUGGGUCUCCAGUAUUGGGGUCUUAAAACUCUGAGUGCUCUUGUUAGCACUAUAGGUAAGCCUAUGAUGAUGGAUAAGGUAACAAAGGAUAAAUCAAUGGUGAAAUUUGCUAGAGUUCUUGUGGAUGUUGAAAUUUCUGAUCAUAUUCCUCAUUGUAUAAACUUUAUAAAUGAGAGGGGUCAAUUGAUGGAACAGGCAAUAGAAUUUGAAUGGUUACCAACUCGUUGUUCUUGUUGUAAGAAUUUGGGCCAUGUUGCUUCUGCUUGUAAACUUUCUCAGGAGAUACAUUGGAAGCCAAAGCAAAAAGCCCCUAAUUCUGUUAAAGAGGAUCAUGGUGGUUCUACUGUAUUGAUUGAGCCAUCUCUUGAGACUCGAUCAAAGAACCCUCAUCUAGUAGAGAAGGAGGUUCAACAGAAUGCCAAGGGUGAUCAGUUGGUUGUAUCCAGAGAGUCGAAGUCUAGAACAAUAUUAGCUCAAGAUACCAGUAGCUCUUCUAAAGGGCAGGAUAAGUCUUGGUCUACCCCAAAGAGAGUGGGAGGUGUCAAGAAAAAAUCUGCUGAGAACUUGACAGUGAGGGCUAAUAAAUUUAGUAUUUUGUUAGAGAACAAGGAAGUGGAUCCAAAGAGGAAUUUACAAGAUCUUCAGAUAUCUAAUGGAGGCAGUGAGUUGGUUGAAGGGAGGAUUCUUUUAGUUUGGAGGGAUGACAUAGUUCAAGUUAAUGUAAUUCAGGAAAUGGACCAGCUUUUUCAUUGUGAAGUGAGGAUUAAAAGAACUGUUCUGAAGGCUUAUUUGUCCUUUGUUUAUGGUAGAAAUUUGUUGGAGGAGAGAAAGGAGCUGUGGUCUCAUCUUACUUUUCCUCAGGCUUCAGUUGAACCGUGGUUGGUUGUUGGGGACUUUAAUGCUAUUUUUAAUUUUGACGAUCGUAUAGGGGGUCGAGCGGCUGAUUCUAGAAUUUAUUCGAAGUUGGAUAGGAUUUUUAUCAAUGAGAAGUGGUCUGAUAUGUUCCCAGCGUCAGAAGCUCGUAUCUAUUGGGACACUAUUUCUGAUCAUUGUUACUGUAUUAUCAAGACGAUUCAAUUUAAGGAGUCAGGGAUAAGGCCAUUUAGAUUUUACAAUUGUUGGGUCAAUCAUGAAGAGUUUCGGAAUAUUGUUCUAGAUAGCUGGUCUAAACCAGCUGGGGGUUUUGGGUUACAACGAGUUCUGCAGAAGCUAAAGAGACUUAAACUUGUUUUGAGUCUCUUCAAUAAACAUCAGGUUGGUGAUGUAGUCCAGAAGUAUAUUGCAGCUAAACAGAGAUAUGAAAGAGCUCAGUUCAUGUUGCAACAAUCUCCUUCUUCGACUAUGUUGCAGCAGGAAGAGAAUGAGGCAACUACUGAUUUUGCUAACAAAUCUAGAAUGUAUGAGAGCUUCCUUCGUCAAAAAAGCAAAAUUAAUUGGCUGAGAUUUGGAGAUGAGAAUACAGCUUACUUUCAUGCAUCUCUUAAAUAG
Molecule: messenger RNA, 1662 nt
Organism: Humulus lupulus (European hop)
Lineage: Eukaryota; Viridiplantae; Streptophyta; Magnoliopsida; Rosales; Cannabaceae
Exons: 3
Coding region: 1-1662 (553 amino acids)
Source: RefSeq, a predicted model, not a curated record